This is a messenger RNA of Achroia grisella, 1549 nucleotides long. Its product is annotated as RNA 3'-terminal phosphate cyclase-like. The transcript is spliced from 9 exons. Lineage: Eukaryota; Metazoa; Arthropoda; Insecta; Lepidoptera; Pyralidae. The record is from RefSeq and is a predicted model, not a curated record. Gene Ontology annotation, biological process: RNA processing. Bases 257 to 1444 code for a protein of 395 amino acids. Gene Ontology annotation, cellular component: nucleus. Gene Ontology annotation, molecular function: RNA-3'-phosphate cyclase activity.
UUUACUAAUUCAGUGACUGCAGAAACCGAAAUAGAAGUUUCAAGAUAUAACAGUUCCCGUGAAUGAUUCAGUAUCUAUUUCGAUUGUAAAAAAGUUACGGUUGGACACUAACUACUGGAUCUGACUAAUCAAAUAAUAUCAAGACUUGUAUUAUAUGGACUGUUGAUACAUUGUUUAGUUAUAUUUAUUUUGUGGCAAAGCAACUAAAUCAUUUAAUGGAGAUUUAGUACUACCUGAAACACUGGAAACAAAGAACAUGCCUGAAUUCUUGGAUAUUGAUGGAAGCGUUAUGGAAGGGGGUGGUCAAGUGAUUCGUUUGUCCAUAUCACUGAGUGCACUAUUGUCAAUACCAGUGCGUGUAUCGAAGAUCAGAGCUGGCCGAGAGAAACCAGGCUUGAGAGCUCAACAUAUGACAGGUAUCAAGCUAGUGGGGGAAAUGUGUCAAGCUCAACUAAAAGAUGUAUUUGUGGGGUCCACGCAGAUUGAGUUCACACCAGGGAAGAUUAGGGGAGGCCACUACAAGGCUGAUAUCAAAACUGCCGGUACAAUCAGUCUUUUAAUGCAAGUGGCGCUACCCUGUGCCCUGAUGGCCGACGCGCCGGUGACGCUGGACCUUCGUGGGGGCACGAACAUUGAAAAUGCACCACACGUGGACUAUAUGGACAUGAUAUUUAGGCCGCUCCUACAGAAAUUCGGCGCCGACUUUACUUUACAAAUACACAAAAGAGGGUAUUUUCCAAAGGGCGGUGGUCACGUCACCAUGACCAUCACUCCCAUCAAGCGCUUGAACAGCAUCACGCUGCUGGACCCCGGCACCGUCUCCACUGUGAAGGGAAUCAGCUUUGUAGCUGGUGUGCUGCCUCUGAAGUUGGCAAACGUAACAUGCGAGGGUUUUAAAGAAAAACUCCAGAACGAAUGCAAGGAGCUAAACAUACGUUGUUAUAAAGAGGAUACGGAGAUUUCACCUUAUAGCUGUUGCGGCAUGGUCGUGUCGUGCUCACUGAGUGGCGGGGAUAAUGGCAGUGGUGGGUAUAUAGUAGGGGGUAAUGUCUUGGUGCCUCGAGGGGUGAAGGCAGGGCAGGAAGAGGCGAGGAAGGCGGGACAGCAGCUAGGUGACCAACUCGCCGCUACACUUCGCGCCCGCUCUUGUCUUGACCAUCACGCGCAGGAUCAAGUAAUUCUAUACAUGGCGUUAGCGGACGGAAAAUCUGCGGUGAGGACUGAAAAGUUGACAUUACAUACUAAAACGGCAAUACAUAUCGUUGAAUCAAUCACCAAGAUAAAGUUCAACGUUCAUUCAAAUGAUGAUCACGACAUAAUAGAAUGUGAAGGCUUGGGGUACACGAAUGAAAAUAUUAAAGGUUUAAAACGCUCGAAUAGCAGCCUCGGCGAAUCUAAUGAUGACAUUGAAGAUACCAAACGUAUUAAAACUAUUCCUAGCUAAAAGGCGAUAACAUGUAUAAAAAGGCUACAAAAUAAUUACAUAUCUACAAUCUAAACGGCACUGAUAGAAAUACUUGAAUAAAUACUUCUUUGCAAAUAUACCUAC